UUCUCCCUUCGUCCGUCGGUCUGGCUGAGGAACCCUAUACAUAGUGGUAUGUACAUACACUUCUUCUCAUACCAUUCUUUUCAUGUAAAGAGUGGUGUUGCCACCUCGCUGUUCCUUCGCGCCCUCUGCAUCUGUGACCCCCAGUACCUGGAUGGAGAGAUCGACUUCCUGCUUCGUUCGUUCUCUAAACUGGGUUACCCUCGUCAUGUUCUCGACGUCGCGUUAUACAGUUCACUGCGCACCUUCUACCAUGACUCCUCUCCUAAAGAGAUUCUUCACCUGCCCGUCCUCAGCCUGCCCUACACUGAGGAGAUCUAC
Penaeus monodon (black tiger shrimp) is the source of this 318-nucleotide messenger RNA. RefSeq lists its product as uncharacterized. The record is from RefSeq and is a predicted model, not a curated record. The transcript is spliced from 2 exons. The annotation marks the transcript as partial. NCBI's taxonomy places the organism in Eukaryota, Metazoa, Arthropoda, Malacostraca, Decapoda, Penaeidae.